Ostrea edulis (European flat oyster) is the source of this 2098-nucleotide messenger RNA. RefSeq names its product multiple epidermal growth factor-like domains protein 10. Lineage: Eukaryota; Metazoa; Mollusca; Bivalvia; Ostreida; Ostreidae. Bases 55 to 480 code for a protein of 141 amino acids. The transcript has 4 exons. The record is from RefSeq and is a predicted model, not a curated record.
AGGAGAGCUUGUGAUACUUGCCUUGGUAAUGUAAUUUUUAUAUUGUGUAUAAUAAUGCGUUGUACGUAUAAUUUGCUGUUGCUGUUGAAUGGUUUAGUUGUGAUAUCAGAUGCUCAGACAGUGAAUCUUGGAGUCUGCUCAAAAGAAGGUGAACCUCUACAAUGUUGUCGAAAUUACAGACCACGUGGUGAUUCUUGUGAAGAAUGUUCGCCAGGCACGUUUGGCAAAAAUUGUACGGAAGACUGUCCUGACGGGUUCUAUGGACGUUUUUGUAUACAAGUCUGUGAUUGUUCUUCAUGUGACAAGGUAUCUGGGUGUCAGCCGAAUUCAACUCAGACUGAUGCUAAGGAUAUCGAUCGGAUUACAGAAACAGCAAAACAAGAAAAUUCCUAUAUUAGAGGCGUGAUUAUUGCUUCAUCUCUGAGAGGAAGUCUGACUUUCAUAAUAAUAGUUAUCGUCAUCUACCGCAAACAGAGGUAAAUAUAAAUAUUUCAUGUGGCAUUGGAUGAAAACUUCUGAAGUUUUUGAUAAAAUACGUUAAUUUUUUGUUUACGGAAAUAUCAAUGAUUCCUAUACUUUUUGACAACAUGUAAAAUAUCAUGAAGACUAUCUUGUGAUGCUAAUCAUGUUUUCCGAAGAAUUCACAAGUAUUUCUAUAUUGUUUCAAACGCCCUUCAUCAAAUUAUUUUAAAGAUGCUUCCUUUUUCUUUCGAAUUGUCGGUUAUCAUUAAUAUUAACAAUAGUCUUUUUUCUUACAUUACAACAGAAACAGAAUCUUAAUAAGGCCAGACUCAUCCAUUCAUAAAGGUGAUACUAACUUAUAUUCCGUAUCAUAGAUUUGUUAAGAAGAUAUAUACAAUAGAAUGAAGUUUCUGUUUUUCUAGAAAAUUCAUUAAACUAUACAUUCAGGCGGUGUACUAGCCAGAACGACACCAUUGGGCGGACUUCCUCAACUCAGUCCAUCUUCCAUUGAUGGUGGUCCAGCAUUAACAUUUCACGGCGGGAAUUUUAAACUGUUAUACCCUCAGAUGUGUUGGCAGCAAAACGAUUUUACUGAUAAUUCAAUGAAUUCAAAAGAUAAUAGCCAUGCUAAGCUGUCUACUCUAGACAGUGUGUACAGUCAUCUCAACAUGGAUGUGGGCGAUUACAACAUAUUAAGUCUGACAACCAACAACAGUCAGGAAACUGAUGAGGACUAUUACUCUGCACAGACUUCUAACAGCUGUUGCAAUAAGACUGAAUUAGGGUGUUCAUCGAGAAACAACGAGAAUGGAUGUUUAUUGUCAGAAAAGGAGUGCAGCAGCACUCUAAACAAAACUUCACAAAGAGAAGAUAUACUUGAAACCCACAGUGUCUCAGAACCAGAAAAUUUUAAAAUCAGUAUGUCGAAGAAAGAUGGAAUUUUAUCAGCAAAGGGGAAGAUAGAUGCAAUGCACUUGGAAAAAUUGUCAAAAAAACUAAAUAGUUUUAAACCGAAAGCUCAAGAUAUUGAAUUCAAUGAUUCAGUUUAGUGUAAAGUCGCAUUAGCGCGUGAAGAACCUCAUACAAAGAGACAAAUACUGAGAUUCAAAUUAGAUGGUCGUUAUAACGAUAUAGUUCGUCAAUACAACCUAUCGUAGAGUCAAGUGCUGUCUGACAUGCUUCAUACCGAUUGUUAGGCCGUUCUUGGCACACUAAUUUUGACCACGGAUAACUCCAUUUACCUGAUUAGGAUAUAGAGCUCACGGUCGACACGGGAUGCUUACUCCUCCUAGGGACCUGAUCCCAUCUAUGAUGUGUCCAGGAGUCCGUUUUUGCCCAACUAUCUAUUUUGUAAUGCUUUUUUGACUUAUAAGAUUGAUCACUGAACCUCAAACAGAGAAACACUGACAUAAAGUAUUUUUUCCUUCCACAGAGGCUGACGGCAUCAAUAUAUAGAUAUUAAGAGAUUCCACUUUGUUUUACAAACUUUAUAACAUAGAAUUUUGAAUUAGAACUAACAGGAUUACACUUUUUAAAAUGAUAAAAUCUAUAUAGAGUUAUCCCAUCAAACAUUGUUUUCGUAUGUAUACACCAAAACACACCUAAAUGAGUGGAUUUCUGGGUUAUGAGUUCGUGU